Molecule: messenger RNA, 765 nt
Organism: Strongylus vulgaris
Lineage: Eukaryota; Metazoa; Nematoda; Chromadorea; Rhabditida; Strongylidae
Source: the annotation of a GenBank genome assembly
AUGUGUGACGACGAGGUUGCUGCUCUUGUUGUGGACAAUGGUUCCGGUAUGUGCAAAGCUGGCUUUGCUGGAGAUGAUGCUCCACGUGCUGUGUUCCCAUCUAUUGUUGGACGCCCUCGUCAUCAGGGUGUAAUGGUUGGUAUGGGACAGAAGGAUUCGUACGUUGGUGAUGAGGCACAGUCGAAAAGAGUUGCCCCCGAGGAGCACCCAGUCUUGCUCACCGAAGCUCCCCUCAACCCUAAAGCCAACAGGGAAAAAAUGACCCAGAUCAUGUUCGAAACCUUCAACACUCCGGCUAUGUACGUUGCCAUCCAGGCUGUUCUUUCCCUCUACGCUUCCGGUCGUACCACUGGAGUUGUACUCGACUCUGGAGAUGGUGUUACCCACACUGUACCUAUCUAUGAGGGUUACGCUCUGCCCCACGCUAUCCUUCGUCUUGAUCUUGCCGGACGCGAUCUGACUGACUACUUGAUGAAAAUCCUUACCGAACGCGGAUACUCGUUCACCACCACUGCCGAGCGUGAGAUUGUCAGAGAUAUUAAGGAAAAACUUUGCUAUGUUGCUCUUGAUUUCGAGCAGGAAAUGGCCACUGCUGCUUCAUCAUCAUCCCUUGAAAAGUCGUACGAACUCCCCGAUGGACAGGUUAUUACCGUAGGAAAUGAGCGAUUCCGUUGUCCUGAGGCGCUCUUCCAGGUAUUGUUGCCAACUUUCCUUUCGCUAGUUGUGCUCAUUUUUAAUCAUAACUUGGCCUUUUCAGCCUUCCUU